Talpa occidentalis (Iberian mole) is the source of this 1377-nucleotide messenger RNA. It is a transcript of the gene GJB7, whose product is annotated as gap junction protein beta 7. Gene Ontology annotation, biological process: cell communication. The coding region runs from base 478 to 1284 and encodes 268 amino acids. The transcript is spliced from 4 exons. The record is from RefSeq and is a predicted model, not a curated record. Gene Ontology annotation, cellular component: connexin complex. Lineage: Eukaryota; Metazoa; Chordata; Mammalia; Eulipotyphla; Talpidae.
GAGAGGCUGGUGGUCUACCCUGAGAUCAGUAACUAGAAGUCUCAUCUCCCAGAAUGCUGCUUGGAUCUGGUUAAUGAAGGCUCCAGGAGUGAAGCAGUAGCAGUAGCUCCAAUGUCAGCAGUAAACUUCAGCACAGCAAACUGGCCAGUAUUCACGGAUGAUGACACUGGCAUCUGCCAGAUUUUCAGUAACAACAGAGACAUGAGCUGCCAGCAGAAGCUUCUCCCAGGUUCUCUUGAGAUUAAUGAUUCCUGCACCCCAAGAACCUCCUCAGUGCCUGACAAACUGGAAAAGACUGGUCACCCUAUAGAAGAUCUUUUGGGACAUCAAAAGAAGUACUAGGAUUCCUUUGCUCAAAUUCUCCUACAACUUCACCCUAGGCCUACUUUUCCCUUCAUGCGCCUCCAUCUUCUUCCACUGGCCCACCCAAGCACCAGUACCACACAGGGAGGUCUUGCCUUCUUCUGAGCCUACAUCAUGAGUUGGAUGUUCCUCAGAGACCUCCUGAGUGGAGUAAAUCAAUAUUCCACAGGGAUUGGACGGAUUUGGCUGGCUGUUGUGUUUAUCUUCCGCUUGCUGAUCUACAUGGUGGCAGCAGAGCAUGUGUGGAAAGAUGAGCAGAAAGAGUUUGAGUGCAAUACUAGACAGCCUGGUUGUGAAAAUGUAUGCUUUGACGACUUCUUCCCCAUCUCCCAAGUCAGACUUUGGGCAUUACAACUGAUCAUGGUCUCCACACCUUCCCUUCUGGUGGUUCUACAUGUAGCCUAUCGUGAGGGCAGAGAGAAGAGACACAGAAAGAAACUCUAUGUCAGCACAGGUACAAUGGAUGGGGGUCUGUGGUAUACCUACCUUAUCAGCCUCAUUGUUAAGACCGGUUUUGAAAUUGGCUUCCUGGUUUUAUUUUACAAGCUGUACAAUGGCUUUAGUGUUCCCUACCUUUUGAAGUGUGAUUUGAAGCCCUGUCCCAACACAGUGGACUGCUUCAUCUCCAAACCCACUGAGAAAACAAUCUUCAUCCUCUUCUUGGUCAUUACCUCAUGCUUGUGCAUUGUGUUGAAUAUGAUUGAACUGAGCUUUUUGGUUCUCAAGUGCUUUAUUAAAUGCUGUGUCCAAAAAUACUCUAAAAAAGUCAAGUCCCCAGGAUGCGAGUGCCACAACCUCAAAUUCAUUGAAUGUGGUGAGACAGGGGCCCCUCCCCUACUGCAGAGCCACCAUUCAGAUUCAGCCACAAGCACUGCCCGGACAGGUGAGACAAAGCUACUCUGUGACACACGAGAGGGUUAAACAAAGAAAACCUGCAUUCCUCCUAAGACCUUUUGCUGGGUUGGAAAUCAAAGAAUGUUAGCCUUAAUAUCAUUUGAGAGGAUUGUGAAAUUU